AUGAUGAUGAACCCAACGAAUAUUGAAUUUCUUUAUGUGAAUGGCGUUUUUAAUCUUCCGACAAUUCAACUACAAAACGCUCUGUUGCAGUCAUUUGUUGAAUGUGUACUCCCAAAUAUGCCGAUGAUCGAUUGGCCUGCCUUCAUCAAAGCAAUCUGCAAUCGGGAUACCGAUAACGGAUCUGUUAGCCUUCUGUUAUUUUACGCGAUGAUGACAGCUGCCAUUACCUUCGUGGAUAUUGGCCAUCUUCAAGAAGCAGGAUACUCGUACAGACAAGAGGCUCAGGAAGCCUUUUACCAAAAAGCCAAGCUUCUUUACCAAGCGGAAUAUGAGUCCAAUACCAUGACCAUUGUACAAUCACUUCUCUUGAUGACCUACCGACUCGAGACAGCCGAUGGCGAGGACAGUCACUACUGGUGCUCGAUAGCAGUCUCGACAGCUCAAAAUAUCGGACUUUUCCGUGAUAUUGCUGGCGUGAAGAAUAUUAGACUGAACUCAAAGUUCUGGAAGCGACUGGCUUGGACGUGUUACAUGACAGACAGUCAAAUCGCUCUGCGACUACGAUGCCGACCACUAAUCCAAGGCCCGGUAUUCUGCCAUCAAAUGUUAACAGAGGACGACUUCGAUAUUUACAAUCUUUCGCCUGAGAGUUUGAUUCAAUCACUCGGAUACCCGCUGUCCUACAAUAUCAACGUGCAAAGGGAUCUCGCCUUGAUGUGUAUCGCAAAUGCCCAACUGUGUGUGUCCAUCAACAAAGUCCUCGAGCUCCAAAGCGAAGGUCGCAACCACCAACAUUCUGCAUCAUCAUAUAACCAAGCAAACAACGAGACAACAGACCACCAUACCCGAGUCGCAGCGUGCGAAGCCAAGCUAGCAACAUGGGCAAGCACGUUUCCAUCAACAGCCCAGACCUACACCUUUGAAAUAGACACCAUGGAUGACCAACCUACAAUUUCCCUCCAACAAAAUCUCCUCCACAUGCAAUUCUUUACCACACUUGCAGUUUUCUACCAAUCACAACCACUCCCAUCAUCAAAAUUCUGCGUUCCAUAUGCCGCGCAACAAAUAAUCCGAAAUGCUUCAGAACUAUAUCAGAAGGGUCUCCAUCGCAGGCUCCCGAUCAUCGGAGUGACAGCCAUCCUUGUCGCAUUGAUCAUACAUAUCUCAGAAAUGAAGAAGGAACCGACUCAGGACAGGUUACAGGCUAUCCAGAGUUUCCAGUCUGGAUUGGAGGUUAUGGCCGAUUUGAGAGAUGUUUACCGAGAGGCUGAUGAGAUCACGAACUCGGCUGUGAAGAUUAUGGACAGUAUUCCGCUUGGUGGUGGUAUGCAGUAUGCUGGGGCGCCGGGACCGGGAAUGAAUAUCAUGAGCCUGCCACAGGUGAUGUAA
Molecule: messenger RNA, 1389 nt
Organism: Penicillium malachiteum
Lineage: Eukaryota; Fungi; Ascomycota; Eurotiomycetes; Eurotiales; Aspergillaceae
Product: fungal specific transcription factor domain-containing protein
Exons: 2
Coding region: 1-1389 (462 amino acids)
Biological process (GO): DNA-templated transcription
Molecular function (GO): DNA binding; zinc ion binding
Source: RefSeq, a predicted model, not a curated record